Molecule: messenger RNA, 613 nt
Organism: Ylistrum balloti
Lineage: Eukaryota; Metazoa; Mollusca; Bivalvia; Pectinida; Pectinidae
Product: ATP synthase subunit g, mitochondrial-like
Exons: 4
Coding region: 11-364 (117 amino acids)
Biological process (GO): proton motive force-driven ATP synthesis
Molecular function (GO): proton transmembrane transporter activity
Source: RefSeq, a predicted model, not a curated record
UGAUAGCACCAUGGCGGCGGCUGGGAAAAGUGCGGUGUCGUUGGCCGGAAAAGUCGUUCCUUUACUUACUAAAGGAGCAAAUCUCGCCAAAGCACAACAACCACAUCUAGAACGAUUUUGGGCUAUUGCUAAAGUGGAAUUGGCUCCACCAGUGGGAGAGAUUCCACAGGUGGUGUCUGGAUUGAAACAAUUGGCCAAUGUUAACAGGCUUCCUAAUCUAACAAUGAAGGAUAUUGCACUAAAUGCCACAGUGUGCUUUGAAAUAUUUCUUAUGUACCAAAUUGGACGAAUAGUGGGCAAACGUAGUCUGGUUGGCUUUGAUAUUGAGGGCACCAGUUCUUUCAUGGCAGUAAAAAAAGUAUAACAAAACUAUCAGCUGUUAGCCAUGAAAUCAUUAGGACAUUGAAGAUUUAUUGGAUGGACUUGAAACAUACGAUAUUGUGGUUCAUUUUUCCUAUGGCAGUUAUUUCUGUGUCAUAAACAUUGUAUAUGUUGAAAAGUUUCUGAUAUUUCGAAUUGUGAUAGAAAUUGUGAAAAAUGUUCCAGCACUCAAAUCUUCAAUGUAGACUCUGUAAGUUUGAUGUGAAAAAGAAAAAUUAAAAAUUAUUUAACA